Molecule: messenger RNA, 718 nt
Organism: Nannochloropsis gaditana CCMP526
Product: rna recognition motif-containing protein
Exons: 1
Source: RefSeq, a predicted model, not a curated record
CGACCACCUGGCCCACGACGAGUACUUUGCCACAGCAUUACCUGAUCUGAGACGGCUGGCGAUGGCCAGUGCCGUGGACCGCCGGGUUUUUGACCCCGAUAAGAAAGCUUCCGUAAGGGUGCUGGACGAUUCAGCCGCGACCGCCAGGCGCCUGGUGGAGUCGCGUAUCACGGCUUUCACAGGAGAGUACGACUUUCUAAGCACGCUUUCGAAAUCUCGUGUUGUACUUCCAGGAGAAGGCGUGAUGGAAGGGGAGGGUUUUCAGGCUUACCCGACCGUCGAGCAUGCGCUUCAAGCGUCAAAGAGCUCGGACCCUACGUACCGGCAAUCGAUCCUGUCCUCCAAAGACGCCCUGGAAGCGAAGCGUCGCGGCGCAAAGGCACCGAACGUGGACAAGCAGGCGUGGAAGCUUAAGUCCUUGGUGGUCAUGGAAGCCUUGCUGCGCGACAAGUUCCGCAGGCACAAGGGGCUUCGGCAGCAGUUGAUGAACACGGGUACCAAGCAGCUCGUGUACGAGAACGAGCACAACGACCAGUUCUGGGGAACAUGCAAGGGCAAGGGCCACAAUCACCUGGGGCAGCUCCUCGAGCGAGUGCGCGCGGAUGAGAAAGAGGGGCUUCUGGGUAUAUUGCUGUGGGCCAAGCAGGUCUUCAACGCCACGUCCGACUCCAAGGUGCGCCUUGACGUGAGCGUGACACGGGAGGGGCACCCUCUGCCC